AAUAGCUCCAAGAAUUGUUAGGCAUCAAAUACUUCUGUAAAUAUGCCGUUCGUAAUUGAUGCAGAAAACAAAAUUUGUUGUAAUGGCUAUUCAACGCAAUUCACGCAAUCAAAGCGAUGUAGGUAACAAUGCUGCAGAGGAAGGUAGAGGACAUGUGGAAGAGAUUCCAAACUCUAAGGACUCUAAGGAAUCUGAAGAAACCUACAAACAGAAAUCCAGAAGAUUUUUGCAAAUGGGUAACUUUCCGAUAGCCGCGAACCUAAAUCUCACAGAAAGCAGAGGCGGCACGACGUUCGAGAAAAUUGUCAUUUUCUUCACUUGGCUCGUCGUUGUCCUCACCUUUCCCAUAAGCAUAUUCUUUUGUUUUACUACAAUCCCCGAGUAUCAGCGAGCUGUUAUCUUUCGGUUGGGACGGGUAAGGAAAGGCGCAGCAGGGCCUGGUUUGGUUUGGUAUUUGCCUUGCAUCGAUUCCUACGGAAUUGUGGACUUGCGUUCCCGAGUCGAAGUGAUUCCCACUCAGGAUAUAAUCACCAAAGACGCGGUCACACUGACUGUCGAUGCAGUACUCUUCUACCAUGUCAUUGGCUCAUUGAAGUCGACUGUGAAAGUUGAGGAUGUGCACGAAGCUACGAUCCUCCUGGCGCAGACAACGGUGCGUAGCGUCUUGGGUACCAAAAAUCUUCACGAAAUUCUGACCUCCAGGGAAUUAUUGUCCCAAGAGAUUCGCGUUAGCUGCGAACGAUCUACUGCAAGCUGGGGUGUGAAAAUCGAACGAGUUGCACUUAAGGACAUCAAUCUGCCGGAAAUGUUUCAUCGAGCGAUGGCAAGUGAGGCGGAGGCUUUGAGGGAAGCGCGUGCCAAGAUCAUAUCUGCCGAAGGAGAGCACAGCGCAUCGAAGGCGCUGAAGGAGGCAUCCGAUGUGAUGGCCAAGAAUAAAAUUGCCCUGCAGUUGCGGCACUUGCAGAUCCUAACAUCAAUUUCCCAUGAGCGCAAGCUUAAAAUUUACUACCCAUUUCCAUUAGAUAUGCUGACCGGGUUUACAGACUCCGCGGCUGCUACUCCUGCUGCCCCUAAAAAUGACAAGCCCAAGGAGGAACGCCAGCCACUAAAGGAAUCCGUGAUAUCGAUUGUUACGAACAUAUUGGAACCAUUCAUAAGAAACCCCAUAGAGAUAUUGGAGGGUGAAUCGUUUCUAAGGACAGCUGAUGCGAAUCAGUCCAUAAAUGAGGACUUUCAAAGUCCUCCCAAUUCUCAAAGACAAAUACCAAAUCCUGAUGAGCCGCCACAGUCAGCCAGUCCCCAACCAGAUGAAAACGACCAUACUAGAGGAACUCAAACCGACCCGAAAACUCACAAGUAGUAUGGAUAGAGCAUCGUGAGCUACAUAUUAUAUUAAAUUAAUUUUAACUUUGUGCACGCCAAGCC
Molecule: messenger RNA, 1425 nt
Organism: Drosophila arizonae
Lineage: Eukaryota; Metazoa; Arthropoda; Insecta; Diptera; Drosophilidae
Product: band 7 protein AGAP004871-like
Cellular component (GO): plasma membrane
Source: RefSeq, a predicted model, not a curated record